UCGGAGGGCGGGCCCCCGGCGCCAUUUUGGUUUUGUUGAGUCAGGUUCGCGGGUGGAAGAGGGACGCCAAGAGAAAGAGAGAGAAAAGAGGGCCCGGAGCCCCGCCGUACCGAAUGUCCAGUUCUCCGCUUUCCAAGAAGCGCCGUGUGUCCGUGUCCGCCGCAGAGCCAAAGACUGCUUCCAACUGCUCCUCCAUCAACUCUUUACGGAGUGAAUCCCCGGCAACUCCUGCCAACGGUAUGGCGAAGAAUGGAAGUGAUGCGGAAAUUGACGAGGGACUGUACUCCAGACAACUGUACGUCCUUGGCCAUGAGGCGAUGAAGCGGAUGCAGAACGCCAACAUCCUGAUCUCAGGCAUGCGGGGUCUGGGCCUGGAGAUUGCCAAGAACGUGAUCCUGGGCGGGGUGAAGACCGUGACCAUCCACGACCAGGGUGUGGCGCAGUGGGUAGACCUCUCCUCCCAGUUCUACCUGAGCGAGGCUCAUCUCUCAAAGAACAGGGCUGAGGUUUCACAGCCCAAGCUGGCAGAGCUCAACACCUACGUGCCGGUGACAGCCUACACUGGAGACCUGACCGAGGAGUAUCUGCAGCAGUUCCAGGUGGUGGUGCUCACCAACUCCAGCCUGGGCGAGCAGCUGCGGAUCGGCGAGUUCUGUCACAGCAAGGGGAUCAAGUUCAUCGUGGCUGACACAAAGGGCCUCUGCGGGCAACUGUUCUGUGACUUUGGUGAGGAGAUGAUAGUGUUGGACACCAAUGGUGAGCAGCCUCUGAGUGCCAUGAUCUCAAUGAUCACUAAGGACAAUCCCGGGGUGGUGACCUGCCUGGACGAGGCUCGGCAUGGGUUCCAGACAGGCGACUUUGUUACCUUCACCGAGAUCCAGGGCAUGCAGGAGCUGAACCAGUGUGACCCAGUGGAGAUCAAAGUCCUAGGACCCUACACAUUCAGCAUCUGCGAUACCUCUGGCUUCUCUGACUACGUCCGCGGUGGAAUCGUCACUCAGGUCAAAAUGGCCAAGAAGCUAAAAUUUAAAUCCCUCAAAACCUCGUUGGAAGCACCGGAUAUCCUGAUCACAGACUUCGCCAAGUUCAAUAAUCCCCCGCAGAUGCACCUUGGCUUCCAGGCCCUGCACGAGUUUGUGAAGAAGAACUCUAACUUGCCCCGGCCUUGGCAUCAGGGUGAUGCCGAUGAGCUGCUCAAUCUGACCAAGGGAAUAAACGAGAAGGCGCCGUCCUGCAGCCGCAUGGAGCUGAACGAGGCCCUAAUCAGGAAGAUGUCCUAUGUGGCAGCGGGAGACCUGGCCCCCAUCAAUGCCUUCAUAGGUGGGGUGGCGGCGCAGGAAGUGAUGAAGUCCUGCACUGGCAAGUUCACACCCAUCCAGCAGUGGCUGUACUUCGACUGCCUGGAGUCCCUGCCCGAGGACGACGAGCCCCAGCUCACCCACGAAAACUGCAACUUUAGGAACUGUCGCUACGAUGGGCAGAUUGCAGUGUUCGGUGCAGCCAUGCAGGAGCGACUGUCAAAGCUAAAAUAUUUCCUGGUGGGCGCCGGCGCCAUAGGCUGCGAGCUGCUGAAGAACUUUGCCAUGAUCGGCCUGGCCUGCGGUGAAGGGGGUGAACUCACCGUCACCGACAUGGACACCAUCGAGAAGUCUAACCUCAACCGCCAGUUCCUCUUCAGACCCUGGGAUGUGACGAAAAUGAAGUCUGAGACGGCAGCUGCUGCCGUGAAGCAGAUGAAUCCGAACAUUCGAGUCACGGCACACCAGAACCGCGUUGGACCUGACACUGAGAGGAUCUAUGACGACGACUUUUUCGAAGCUCUGGACGGUGUGGCCAAUGCACUAGACAAUGUCGAUGCCAGAAUGUACAUGGACAGGAGAUGUGUGUACUACCGCAAGCCCCUGUUGGAGUCAGGGACUCUCGGCACCAAGGGCAACGUCCAAGUGGUCAUCCCUUUCCUCACCGAGUCUUACAGCUCCAGCCAAGACCCCCCAGAGAAAUCCAUCCCCAUCUGCACCCUCAAGAACUUCCCCAACGCAAUAGAGCACACCUUGCAGUGGGCUCGUGACGAAUUCGAAGGGCUCUUCAAGCAGCCCGCGGAGAACGUCAAUCAGUACAUACAGGAUUCCAAAUUCAUGGAACGCACAUUGAAGCUGCCCGGAGCUCAGCCCCUGGAGGUGUUGGAAGCUGCUUUCAAAAGCUUAGUGACGGACCGUCCCAAGACCUGGGAGGACUGUGUGACCUGGGCCCGAAACCACUGGCAGAUCCAGUACAACAAUAACAUCCGUCAGCUGCUACACAACUUUCCGCCUGACCAGGUCACAACUUCUGGCACUCCCUUCUGGUCCGGUCCUAAGAGGUGUCCUCACCCACUGGAGUUCGACAUGCACAACGCCCUCCACAUGGAUUAUGUAAUGGCCGCAGCGAACCUCUUCGCCCAGACCUAUGGCAUCAAGGGCUCCCGUGACGUGAGCAGCUUGGCCGAGAUAUUGAAAUCUGUCAAGGUGCCGACUUUCACCCCUAAGUCCGGCGUCAAGAUCCAUGUCUCCGACCAGGACCUCCAGAACUCCAACGCUUCGGUCGAUGACAGCCGUCUCGAGGAGCUGAAGGCCACCCUUCCUUCCCUAGAGGCCCUCUCCACCUUCCGGAUGUAUCCCAUCGAGUUUGAAAAGGAUGACGACACAAACUUCCACAUGGAUUUCAUCGUGGCUGCUUCCAAUCUCCGAGCUGAGAACUAUGACAUUCCACCGGCUGACAGGCACAAGAGCAAGCUCAUCGCCGGCAAGAUCAUCCCAGCCAUCGCCACCACCACGGCGGCCGUGGUGGGACUGGUUUGCUUGGAACUCUACAAGAUCGUCCUGGGCAAGAAGAAGCUGGAGUCCUUCAAGAAUGGCUUCCUCAACCUGGCCCUGCCCUUCUUCGGCUUCUCCGAGCCAAUUGCUGCACCAAAGCACACGUACUACGACAAAGAGUGGACACUGUGGGACCGUUUUGAAGUGACAGGUGUCAAGGGAAAUGGAGAGGAGAUGACCCUCAAGCAGUUCCUGGAUUACUUCAAGAAUGAGCACAAGCUGGAGAUCACGAUGCUGUCGCAGGGAGUCUCAAUGCUCUAUUCCUUCUUCAUGCCUGCUGCCAAGCUUAAGGAGAGGAUUGAGCAGCCGAUGACUGAGAUCGUCACCAAAGUCUCCAAGAAGAAGAUUGGCAAGCACGUGAAGGCGCUGGUCUUCGAGCUGUGCUGUAAUGACGAGAAUGACGAGGACGUGGAGGUCCCCUACGUGCGAUACACCAUGCGCUGAUUGGGCUCUGGGGCAGGGAUGGUCAGGGAGGUUUGCCGGGUCGAGGGUGGUGGGCUGGAAUCCUGAGCAUGAACCCUUCACGCAGCUCCUGAGGUUCGUGGGUGUCCCUCUCCUCCCUUCUUUCACUUCCCCAAAAGCCUGUUC
Messenger RNA from Mobula hypostoma (lesser devil ray), 3440 nucleotides. RefSeq names its product ubiquitin-like modifier activating enzyme 1 (gene uba1). The record is from RefSeq and is a predicted model, not a curated record. The transcript has 26 exons. Bases 114 to 3296 code for a protein of 1060 amino acids. Gene Ontology annotation, cellular component: nucleus; cytoplasm. Gene Ontology annotation, molecular function: ubiquitin activating enzyme activity. NCBI's taxonomy places the organism in Eukaryota, Metazoa, Chordata, Chondrichthyes, Myliobatiformes, Myliobatidae. Gene Ontology annotation, biological process: DNA damage response; ubiquitin-dependent protein catabolic process; protein ubiquitination.